AUGUCCACUCCCGAAUCCCCUGGCUCUGGAGCGGACCCUCGCUCUUCAGCCGAAGCACCCAGGCCCUCCAAGGAAGUACGAUCUAUUGGCGCCACUCAAGGAAAGAACCGCGAUAAAUGCCAUCUCUUUCUCCAGGCCUUCUGCGAACACUUGCUAUCCCAGCCACCCAAACUAGCCGAGACGGUCCGGAGACCGCAGGCUUUGUGGCAACACGACAAUUCGGAAAUUGCCCUCAUGGUUCAACACAUGCCCGGGGCUGCGUCAGAAGGAGGAUUCGAAUUGCCUCAGAACAUCGAUCCGCAGCAUCCUUUGCUGCUAGGCGACAAAUUAGACGGCAAAGCUGGGAUUUUGUUUCGGCUUGCUGAAAAGGGUACCAACGCCGCGGCGAUCUGGGAGGAACACAAGGUUAUGUUCCGAUACAUUGAAUGCGUAAAGUCCGACAUAAACACCUCAGGGGAGCACGAAUUGGUCUAUGACUUACUAGAGUACACGGACUCGCCUUCGGGACCGAAGCACGAUUCUAGGAUGGAAUCGGAGAACUCGUAUUUUCCAGUUUUGAAGUUCUGA
This is a messenger RNA of Aaosphaeria arxii CBS 175.79, 567 nucleotides long. RefSeq lists its product as uncharacterized. NCBI's taxonomy places the organism in Eukaryota, Fungi, Ascomycota, Dothideomycetes, Pleosporales. Bases 1 to 567 code for a protein of 188 amino acids. The transcript is spliced from 2 exons. The record is from RefSeq and is a predicted model, not a curated record.